Molecule: messenger RNA, 1036 nt
Organism: Fusarium venenatum
Lineage: Eukaryota; Fungi; Ascomycota; Sordariomycetes; Hypocreales; Nectriaceae
Source: RefSeq, a predicted model, not a curated record
UGAAAAGGUGUCUCGAUUGAGUAGCUCCUACAGAGCUUCCGCCAGAAGCAGCCACGGUGCUCUUCCUUCGCCAGGGCUACCCUGCCAGGUCCCAUCUGGAGCCAUCUCGGAGAGCAUCCUGACCCCAGCCAAGUACCACGGCAUGGCUCCGACAAUUGCAUGUUCCGUCACGGUUUGGCAAAUCGAUUGCCUUCUCAGUUUUGAAGGACAAGCUGUUCUCCGAAUUGCAAUGUUCAACAAGUUGCCGUCCAACCAUUACGUCGGUGUUGCAGUUCCUGAAGCGUCUUCUCUUAUUCACUUUACGAUCGCUCGGCAGUUGGGUUUGAGCGAAAUAUCAUGGCUCGGAACCCUUUAUGCAGCCUCCACCCAUUUCUCAGCUUUCUAUAUUUUUCUUUGUACCUGGAAAUCUGUGUUUGGUAUCCAUACAAUCUCAGCCAUCACUGCCCUGUCGUAUGGUAACGAAUCGCGAUGUGUGGCUGGUGGUGAUUCACGACGGUUAUCUACCAUGCGGGUAUCAUGGUGUGAACUCCAUGCAAAUUCCGGUCGGCUAUACCUUAAUCGAGAUAUACUUUGUUGGUUAAGAGCCUCGAUCUCGGUCUCUAGUUCGUACAAGGGCACCGAUAGCAUCAAGUGCCGUUGCUCAAAACCCUACCCCACAAAUGACAGCUGGCUAACAGUCAAGGUGGGCGGCGUGCGACAGCUGCAUUUGAUUCAAUGGAUGCCAUUGCGUACACGUUCAUCGAAACAUUGUUAUGUCGGACGGAGAAGACUCCAAAUCAGUCGCUUCAUGCUCUACAUGGACCAGGGUCCCCCGUCACAAGAAUUGGGACCAGCCACAUCGCCAACAGUCAGGCUCAUGAUGUCAUUUCUACUUUUCAAAUAUUUCCACGUCAGUAUACCCACGAGGCUGAAACCUUUCGGGGAGCUCCAGUAUCCAUCAGAGUCUGGGAACAAUUUAUGGAGUAUGUUAAUGGCAGAGAUUGCGCAGGCCACCUCGAAAGAAGAACCGAGAAUAUCGCAAGCAUGGGGUCAUUGA